Octopus bimaculoides (California two-spot octopus) is the source of this 1029-nucleotide messenger RNA. RefSeq names its product mediator of RNA polymerase II transcription subunit 11. The record is from RefSeq and is a predicted model, not a curated record. Gene Ontology annotation, molecular function: transcription coregulator activity. Gene Ontology annotation, cellular component: mediator complex. Lineage: Eukaryota; Metazoa; Mollusca; Cephalopoda; Octopoda; Octopodidae. Gene Ontology annotation, biological process: regulation of transcription by RNA polymerase II.
AUUACCCACAAUGCAACUGGACGCCAUGCUUCUUCCGUUCUGACCAUUUUCUGUGUUUCUGUGAAAAAUUUAAUUAAAAGACGAAAGUAACUAAUUAAAAUAUAUCUGCCCCACAAUGGGAUCCGGUCCAGUAGAAAGACUUCGUCAACUUGAAAUGAUUGAGCGUGAUAUAGCUACAGCAAUUCAUAGUUCAGGUCAAGCUCUGCAAGAACUAUCCAAAGACAAACCAAGUAUGAAGCAAGUGGAAAGUCACACUACCAGCUUCAUUAAAACACUUGAAAGUGUUGAGAUUGGACUUACAAAGCAAAUCAACUAUCUCACUCAGGUGUCUACAGGUCAACCCCAUGAAGGUUCUUGUUAUGCAGCACAGAAAGAUCUCCUGAUGGCCAUGCAUAGAGUUGAACAUGUCAAAAGCAGACUUAAUGAACUUGAAAAAAUUCACAAUGAACAUUUACAUGGUUACCUUGCAUCUUCUCCACAAGGCUCUGGCAUGCGCAAGCUAUUUCAAUCAUCACAGAUUUAAGCUAAAUUAGCAAUAUGGGAAGCUGGACUUAAUUUGAUAUAGUAAGUACCAUAUCAAUCCAGGAUUCACAUGAGACUAUCAUUUCUCUAAGGAGUGAUUAUCUGCUUUCAUCAUCAUCAUUUAACAUCUGUUUUCCAUGCUGGCAUGUCAAGAAAAAAAGAAUGUGAAUUAAGAUUGAAGCAUGUAGGGAUUUUAGAAAAAGGGCAUGGAACUUUUGGUAAAUAAGAUUCUUGCCCAAAGAGACAAUGCAUCAGACCAGUUUUUCAUAGACUAUAUACAUUGAUUUCUUAUACAAAAUAUUUCCCUUCUUCCUAAAAGCCUUUGAAGAAAUCAAUCACAAUAAAUUCUUGGCUGUUAGAUUCUCCAGUCUGGUUUCAGCUUCAACAUCAGUCCCUGCAUUAAUCUUAAAUGCACCAUCAUAUCCCUAAAGUUGUCAUUACAUCUAAAGAAUCAUUAUCAAAAGACUUAAUUUUAUGAAAUAAAGUGUCUUUUCUAUACUUAUUGCA